CUUUUUUUUAACUAGCAAUAUGAUAAUGAGGCUACUCAUGUUUGUCGUACUCUUGAUAGGAGCAACUUUCUCGGUAACCUCAAGCAGCCUUAGCCAAUAUGAGGUGAUUGAAAAACAAUAUCUGAACUGGGUUAGACACAGGUCCUUUCACAAGCAAUCACUCUUUGGAAAACCAAAGAACAAACUAAAGCCCUGCUUAAACAUAAGGGUGAACAAGAAGCCAAGUUUAGCAGGGUUUUCUUCCGUGCGGAAGGCGAUUCGUCCGAUUCCAAUCAUUAAUCAAUGCCGGGUUGUAAUCUCCAUUGGAGCAGGAACUUACAGAGACAAGAUUGAAGUCCCUGCAACUAUGGCAGGUGCCGGUGCAGACAAAACAGUCAUCGAGUGGGAUGACACAGCUGACAAGAUGGGGCAGUCAGACCAUUCACUUGGCAUAUAUGACUCUGCAACAUUCGCCAUUAAUUCUCCAUAUUUCAUUGCAAAGAACAUCACCUUCAAGAACAAAGCACCAUUACCGCCAUCAGGAGCAUUAGGAAAGCAAGCGGUGGCACUGAGGAUUUCGGCCGAUGCAGCCGCCUUUAUCGGUUGUAAGUUCAUCGGAGCGCAAGAUACUCUAUAUGAUCACAUUGGUCGACAUUACUUCAAAGACUGCUACAUUGAAGGUUCGGUAGAUUUCAUAUUUGGAAACGGGCGUUCCCUCUACAAGGACUGCCAUUUACAUGCCGUUACCAACAGCUAUGGAGCCUUGACAGCCCAGAAAAGGGAGAGCUUCCUUGAGGAAACAGUCUUCUCUUUCGUUAACUGUAGGGUUACCGGGUCGGGUGAACUCUACUUGGGUCGAGCUUUGGGAGUUUUCUCUAGGGUAGUGUUUGUUUAUACUUACAUGGAUAAGAUCAUCACUCCAAGAGGAUGGUAUGAUUGGGGAGACAAAAAUAGAGGAAUGACUGUAUUUUAUGGACAGUACAAGUGUUCGGGACCUGGAGCUGAUUUUGGCGGCCGAGUUUCAUGGGCUAGAGAACUUAAUAAAUCGCAGGCGAAACCGUUUAUUUCGGUUGAUUUCAUUGAUGGCCAACCUAUGCUCAUUUUUCCAAUUUAG
Messenger RNA from Hibiscus syriacus, 1093 nucleotides. Its product is annotated as probable pectinesterase 53. The record is from RefSeq and is a predicted model, not a curated record. The coding region runs from base 20 to 1093 and encodes 357 amino acids. Gene Ontology annotation, biological process: cell wall modification. NCBI's taxonomy places the organism in Eukaryota, Viridiplantae, Streptophyta, Magnoliopsida, Malvales, Malvaceae. Gene Ontology annotation, molecular function: pectinesterase activity. The transcript has 4 exons.